Anneissia japonica is the source of this 567-nucleotide messenger RNA. RefSeq names its product fibroblast growth factor receptor-like. The record is from RefSeq and is a predicted model, not a curated record. Gene Ontology annotation, molecular function: ATP binding; transmembrane receptor protein tyrosine kinase activity. Gene Ontology annotation, cellular component: signaling receptor complex. Gene Ontology annotation, biological process: cell surface receptor protein tyrosine kinase signaling pathway; positive regulation of kinase activity; protein phosphorylation. NCBI's taxonomy places the organism in Eukaryota, Metazoa, Echinodermata, Crinoidea, Comatulida, Comatulidae. The transcript has 4 exons. The coding region runs from base 1 to 567 and encodes 188 amino acids.
AUGGGUACGAAAGAGUACAUUUCCAGCUUAAAGAUUGUUCAUGGGGAUCUAGCUGCGCGAAACAUUUUAAUUGGCGAAGGUCUAGUGGCCAAGAUAGGUGAUUUUGGCUUGGGACAAGAUGCGUACGAGAAGGGAUAUUUACGAUUAAAAGACGGAGAAGUUCCAGUGAAAUGGUACAGUCUGGAAACGCUCAUAGAACAGUUUAUGACUCCAAUGAGUGACGUGUGGUCUUUUGGGAUUUUACUUAAUGAAGUAUUUACAUUUGGAAAGUCACCAUAUCCCGGCAUUAUAGUGGGGACUUUACCUCAGCUCCUUCAACGUGGUUAUCGCAUGCAGCGACCAGAGCAAUGUCCUUGCACAGCGUAUAAAAUAAUGAAAUCGUGCUGGCAUGAACAUCCAAGGAAGCGACCAACGUUUACCAUGCUGUACCAACAACUAGACACCAUCCUGGAGUUCGUUACCAAUGAUUCGGAUUUAUACAUCAAAUUAUCGGGAAUUACUAGUUGCAAGUACCAAACACUGGUAAACAAUGCUACCAAAGCUAUCAGUACAGGCUACAGUAUCUAA